This is a messenger RNA of Diaporthe batatas, 669 nucleotides long. RefSeq lists its product as uncharacterized. The record is from RefSeq and is a predicted model, not a curated record. Gene Ontology annotation, biological process: NADH dehydrogenase complex assembly. The coding region runs from base 1 to 669 and encodes 222 amino acids. The transcript has 2 exons. NCBI's taxonomy places the organism in Eukaryota, Fungi, Ascomycota, Sordariomycetes, Diaporthales, Diaporthaceae.
AUGUACUAUUCCCAGCAUUCGCUCGCGGUGCUUGUCCUGCACGCCGCCGGAGUCCACGGGGCCAGUCUGGCACUAUUCCACCCUUGGAACGCCAGCGAGUGGAUCGCAUCAGACGACGGCAUCCGCGGCGGCCUGAGCCGGUCCCGCCUCGAAGUGAUCCAGCCCGGCUCGCCCGGGAACCUGCUGGGCGACGAGGCCAUCGCUAGGUUCUCCGGCAACCUCGACUACGAGGCGCUCAACGGCAGUGGGUUCGCAUCGCAGCGGACCGUCGACGGGUGGGCCGGGGCGGACCUCUCCGCCUUCGACAGGUUCAUCAUCGAGGUGCCGUACACGGACGGCAAGACGUACACGCUCAAUGUGAAGGAUACGGUGCUCCCGCCUGUCAACGGGGUCGAGCAGGCGACGGUCAGCUGGGAGCAUGACUUCCAGUUGCCCCCUCGGGACGCGGCUGCUGCGGCGGAUGACCGUUAUGGCCAGGCCGUAGUUAGGUUCGAGGACCUGGUCCCCACGUAUCGUGGCAGGGUGCAGAAUGAUACGGCGCCUCUCAAUCUCGGAGACAUCAAGCGCUUUAAUAUCAUGAUUCGGAGUUUCUUCGGCCAAGAGUCACAGGCGGGAGAUUUUGACCUUGGGUUGAAAUCGAUAUUGGCGACGGAUUCAGACACUGUUUGA